Cucurbita pepo subsp. pepo (vegetable marrow) is the source of this 739-nucleotide messenger RNA. RefSeq names its product ethylene-responsive transcription factor ERF038. Gene Ontology annotation, molecular function: DNA binding; DNA-binding transcription factor activity. Lineage: Eukaryota; Viridiplantae; Streptophyta; Magnoliopsida; Cucurbitales; Cucurbitaceae. The record is from RefSeq and is a predicted model, not a curated record. Gene Ontology annotation, biological process: regulation of DNA-templated transcription.
CUAACCUCAAAAAAAAAAAAAACAGAGCUCACUCCAAUGGAAGAUCCUCUUCAGAGAUUCCAGUUUCAGUCGUCGUCGUCGUCGGACAUGAAAGAAAAGAACUCGAAGAAGAUGAAGCUUGGAAACGACGGCAAACAUCCGACAUAUCGCGGCGUCCGAAUGCGGCAAUGGGGAAAAUGGGUAUCAGAAAUCAGAGAACCCAAGAAGAAAUCCAGAAUUUGGUUGGGGACAUUUUCCACUCCAGAAAUGGCCGCCAGAGCUCACGACGUCGCCGCCAGAACCAUCAAAGGUCACUCCGCUUACCUCAACUUCCCGGAGUUGGCUCACCGCUUCCCUCGUCCCGCUAGCUCCUCCGCUAAGGACAUUCGAGCCGCCGCCGCCAAAGCCGCGACGUUUCCUAUUAAUUCCACUGAUGAAGACGACGACGACGAUGCCGCCUCUCAAUCCGACCGCAAUUGCUCUCCCUCCUCUGUCGCCGCCGCCGCCGCCGCCGCCGCGAAAUCUCCCGGAGAAAUCGAUGAUCCGUUCUUCGAUCUUCCCGAUCUGUUUCUUCAUCCCAAUCACCAAAUUGGUACAUUCUGUCUCUCCCAAAUGCUUCCGAUUGACGGCUUCGACUCUGCUUUCGGCCGCCCGCCGUCGCCGUCGGAAUAUUUCGCCGCCACUCCUCCUUGAUCGUAGAAGGCUGCAGAUUUUGAAUUUUUUUCUUUUUUUUUUUUAAUUUCUAAUACCAAAUCAGGAA